This is a messenger RNA of Pseudoliparis swirei, 2446 nucleotides long. It is a transcript of the gene blnk, whose product is annotated as B cell linker. NCBI's taxonomy places the organism in Eukaryota, Metazoa, Chordata, Actinopteri, Perciformes, Liparidae. The record is from RefSeq and is a predicted model, not a curated record. Gene Ontology annotation, biological process: cell surface receptor protein tyrosine kinase signaling pathway; intracellular signal transduction. The transcript has 23 exons. The coding region runs from base 271 to 1899 and encodes 542 amino acids.
GGUUUCUCAAGACCUUUUUAUACGACAUUCAGGAAGUCCCUGCUUCCCUUCUGUGGUUUCCCAGAUUUGGAUUUUAUUUAAAACACACACACAAAUUGCCGCAUUACUUGCGGGUGAAGAGGAGGGUGAAGAGGAGGGAGACGGAGACCGCGUGUUGGUUUUAAUGAGACGACCUCCCGCCGUGGACUUGUUAAAGCUGCUGUGUUGGCGCUGCGGCGCGUGACGGGUCCGUCUAUCACUGAACUAACAGAACCCCGGCCGAGCCGCACGAUGAACCUGCCGUCCAGAGAGGAGGUCCGAGGGUGGGACCAGGCGCGAGUCGCCUUCUUUCUGAGCCGGAACAAAAUGCAUGAAUGUGCAGCUGUCGCCGUCAGACUAAGAAUUAAUGGACAAAGACUUCUGAGCCUCUCCGACAGCGACCUGAGCCACUUCAGUCUCAUCCACCGGCCGCAGCUUCAGAAGAUGGUCCAGGACAUCCGGAGGACUGACAGCAGCUUGCUGAACAAACUGAGGAGGCUGAAGAGCAAGCAGCUUCCUAAAGUGCCGGCGAGAGAUUACGGAGACGGCAGGGAGGACGGGGACCUGUCCGAUCCGGACGACGACCGCGAGGCGUACGAGGAUCCCCGCGAGGACCACGACCAGAGCUACGAGCCGCCGCCCGGCCACAGGGCCUUCGGCGCGACCUCCGCCCCCGUCUCCGGGGGGGAGUAUCUCGACAGCCACGGUCCCUGCCGGCCGCCCAGGAAGCCCCUCCACCGGGGAAAGGACUCCAAGCAACUGCCCCCCGAACCCCCUCAGCAGGAGAGCGAUGAAGAGGACUACGUCGAUCCCGACUGCGACGACGACGACGACGACGACGACGACGACUACGUGGAGCCGGCGGGGAACCCGUCCUCCAAUCCCGUGAUGCAUUGUGGGGGCAGAGCAGGGAGGGAGCGUCCCACGUUGCACACACCUGUACCAGAGCGUCCACCCGGUCCAGACUUUUAUGAAGUUCCCGACAAAGAGGGAAACUCGUUAUCUCUUCCAGCCAGCAGACUGGGUCCGAGCCCCGCGACGCAGUACCACGCUCUGCCACCGCGGCCGAGCCCCAGAGGCGACACGAGGAGAUCUCCCACUGCGACCCGGGAGCCUUCGGAGGACGACGAGUAUGAAGUCUGUUAUCCGGGGGACCGUUCCGGUGAGGAACCUGCAGACGGACCUUCUCCACCAAAACCUUUGCCCAGAGACAGGUCACCAAAACCACCGAGGCCAGAUUUCAAACCUAGGGAAUUUGAGUGCCGAACGCUGCCGCCGAUCAGGAUGGAGCAGAAGUUCCCGCCUAAAGCGUUCCCGCCUAAUGCGUUCCCGCCUAAAGCGUUCCCGCUGGACACGAAGCUGCUAAAGAUUCCUCUCCCACAGCUGACCCCCCCCAGACCGGCCGACAGAGGAAGCGUGCCUCCUGAGAACGGGUCUCUGGACCAGGACCAGGCGGGCUCUCAUGAAGCAGAACAAACGACCCGGCCGGCCACAAGUCGUCCUCUCCACUCGCCGCCGUGUCAGGACGCCGACAUCGAGAAGAAGCCCUGGUACGCCGGCGCCUGCGACCGCAAGACCGCCGACGACGCCUUGUGUCGCUGCAGCAGGGCCGGGGCGUUCAUGGUGAGGAAGAGCUCCGGGCAGGACGCUCUGCAGCCGUACACGCUGGUGGUGUUCUACAAGGACCGCGUGUACAACGUCCCCAUCCGCUUCAUCGCGGCCACGCGGCGCUACGCUCUGGGGCGAGAGAAGAAGGGCGAGGAGCAUUUCAGCAGCGUCUGCCACAUCAUCGAGAACCACCAGAGGACGCCACUGGUGCUGAUCGACAGCCAGAGCAACGCCAAGGACGCCACCAAGCUGUGCUUCCCCGCGAGGCCCUAGAAUGGCCCCAGGCCCUAGAUUGGCCCUGGAUUGUCAUUAAAUUGGCACUAGAUUGGCUUUAGAUUGUCUCUAUUGACCCUCAAUUAGCCCCAGAUUGACCCUCAAUUAGCCCCAGAUUGACCCCUCAAUUAGCCCCAGAUUGGCCCAACAUUGACCCUCAAUUGGCCCAAGAUUGACCCCAGAAUUACCUUUAAUUGGCCCUAGAUUGUCUCUAGAUUGACCCUCAAUUAGUCCCCUUAAUUGGCCCGAUUGACCCCUCAAUUGGCCCCAGAUUGACCCCAGAAUUACCUUUAAUUGGCCCUAGAUUGUUCCUCACCAAAGCACUGUGCAGAUCUAGAGCCGAAGUAGAGACGACAAAGCAGAUUUGUUUCUUAUUUUUAAUGCCCAGUCAGUAAAAAGUGUGUGAAAGUAAAUCCAACGGAAGGAGACGGCAUUGCUGAAGCUGAAAGAAGCUGGUCGAAUAUUUUAUUUAAUACGUUUGGUUGAGCCCAAAAACACACGUUUGUAUAUUUUUGUUUUAUUAAAAAAAGAAUUUGUUUUCAACAUC